AUGACUAAUGAUACCAACAAUAUGCCAUUGGUGAUCGAUGGCGAACUUUAUCCAGCUCUUGUUCAAUGUUUUUUUAUAAUAAGUCUUGGUUACAUAGCUGGUCAAUUAAAUCUAUUAACAAGUGCUCAUUCAGCUGGGCUUUCACGUUAUAUAAGUACUUUUGCAUUGCCUGCUGUUAUAUUUAAAAAUCUUGUUGAUGUACAAUUUCAAAGUGUUUCGUGGAGAUUUCUUUCAUCAGUACUAAUUAGUAAAACUAUUGUAUUCCUUUUAACAAUGAUAUUAACAUUUAUAGCUGAACGACCAAGAAAUUUUUCUAGCAUGGGUCAAUAUUCUAUCAUGGCAACACAAAGUAAUGAUUUUGCAUUAAUGUUUCCAAUAAUUGAAGCUGUUUAUAAACAAACUCAUCCUGAAUUUAUUCGAUAUAUUUAUUUAAUUGCACCUAUAUCACUUGUAAUACUAAAUCCUAUUGGAUUUUUUUUAAUUGAAAUACAAAAACGCAUUGAUGACCAACGAAAAUCCCGAGGAAAAACAUGGAAUAAAUUUCAAUUAAUAUCCGCAGUUUUUCGCAAUAUAAGCCGCAAUCCAAUUGUUAUAUUUACUUUACUUGGUGUUAUAUUUAAUCAAAUAUUUAAACAACAUUUACCACAUAUAAUUGAAUAUACAUUAAGACCAAUAACUCAAUCAUUUACUGGCACAGCUUUAUUUUAUCUCGGUUUAACAAUGGCUGGAAAAUUAAAUCGUUUACAUGCACGUCUUGUUAUUACGGUUUUUCUUCUUAGUGUAAUUAAGUCAAUUUUAUUUCCAUUAAUUUUACGUCAAACAGUUAUCUUUCUUGUUAAACCAAUAAAUGGAAGUUAUAAUAGCACGAUCGAUUAUUCAAAUUUUGGUUUCUUAUAUGGAACAGCACCUAUAGCACCAUCAGUGAUAUUCUAUGUACCUGAAACCAAUUUAGGCUUACAAGCUAUUGCAUCAACUGGACUUGUUAUUUCAACUUUACUUGCAGGACCCAUUAUACUUGUUUCAGCUAAGAUGAUCAAUUUGCGUACACUUGAUCUCAAAACACGAGAAUCUUAUGAGAUCUUACUUACGAAAACAAUAUUUGAUGUUAGUAUAAUCUCAUUCUUGUGUACAAUUAUUGUUCUUAUUGGAUUUUGUUUACGUCGACGAUGGUUGAAAAUAUCUUUUAUUCAUAAAUAUACAUUUAUCUUUGUUGGUCUACAAAUGGUAUUAGCUAUUUGGACAAUAGUCGUACAUCACGUUACACAUCCUCUAUCAUCAGUAGCAACAGCAAUAAUUGACAUCGGUAGUAUUUUGAUUGCCUUAACUACUCGAACAUGGGCAACAAGUCUUUCAAUGGCUUUAAUGAUUACGAUUUGCUAUUCAAAUCGAUUAGCCUGUCGACUUUCUUGGAUUUAUCAUAUUUAUGGAUGGAUUGUUCCAUUAGUGAUAUCAUUGAUUAUUUAUUUUUAUUCUUGCGUUGAUCAAUCAAAAGAGAAAACGAUCUUGGAAUCAGAAAAAUUUGGAAAAAUUCAAAUUAUUCUUUCAAUAUUUUUACUUAGUUUGUGCACUAUAAUUAAUACAAUAAGUCUACUACGUAUAGUUCGUCGAACAUAUCGCUUAAAAAGUGACUCGAUUGAGAAUCAAUCAUUUAAUCAUACUACUCAUUCGAAUUCUGAUAACCAUGAAAUAAGUCCAUUAAUUGAUGAUGAUAAUCCUGAACAAAAAACUGAAAUUCAACAAAUUCCUAUAGACAUUAAACCAUUGGAAGGUGAUCAUCAAUUAUUUCGUCAUGGAAUACUUGUUGCUUUAUUAACUAUCGAUGCUAUUAUUUGCGUAUCAGCUUUAGUAUGGGUACUAUUAGCACAUGAUCAUAAUGGAAUUUAUUAUGAAUUACGGUUUUUCGAUACUGUUCUAUUGCAUGGCCAAGGUAUUAUAACAUUUCUUGUCUUUGCAUUAGACGCAGAUUUACUUGUACCCAUAACACAAAGAUUCCGUAGAUUAUUUCAUCGUUUUGGUUUAAAUAUAAAUACUCCUCGUGAUAAUGUUGUUAACAGAUCAAUAGAAAAUGAUGAUUCAUUCGAUUUUGAAUCUAAAAUUCGACCAGACUUUAUUAGUCAUUCAAAACUGAAUACUUCUAUCGAAACAAUCUUUGAGGAAAGUCAAUUUUGCCAAUGGUUUAUUGCACAUGGUUAUGUCGAAAAUGAAUUUAUCGCUCAAAAUUAUUUUCAAAAAUUACUAGAUAAUAAACAAAUUAUUUGCAUAAAUCAAAAACAAGACGAUAGAGAAAUGAAUCUAUUGUCAGUUUGGUAUGCUUUUUCAAAAUAA
This is a messenger RNA of Rotaria socialis, 2325 nucleotides long. Lineage: Eukaryota; Metazoa; Rotifera; Eurotatoria; Philodinida; Philodinidae. The record is from the annotation of a GenBank genome assembly.